This is a messenger RNA of Ananas comosus (pineapple), 1793 nucleotides long. RefSeq names its product metal tolerance protein 4-like. NCBI's taxonomy places the organism in Eukaryota, Viridiplantae, Streptophyta, Magnoliopsida, Poales, Bromeliaceae. Gene Ontology annotation, biological process: monoatomic cation transport; transmembrane transport. Gene Ontology annotation, cellular component: membrane. Gene Ontology annotation, molecular function: manganese ion transmembrane transporter activity. The record is from RefSeq and is a predicted model, not a curated record.
AGAUACCCGCUCCUCUUCUUGGACCCUUCUCCCUCUCUCUCUCUCUCUCUCUGCGCCGGGAAUGCGAUCGUUGGAGCUUUUCCCUAGCGUUGAUGCGUAGAGAUUAGGGUUUCUAGGUCUAGCGUUGUGGAUCUGUGUAGAAAGAGGUAGAGGUAGAGAGAGGGGCGUUGAUGGAGGGAGGAGGGGGGGAGGCGAGGGCGCCGCUCCUGAGNGGGGGGAGGGGGAGGGAGGUGGGGACGAGGAGGUGCAACUCGGUGACGACGAUGAGGAGCGAGUUCGUGGCGAGGUUGCCGGAGAAGGUGAAGGAGUGCGUCGACCCGGAGAAGCCCUUCCACAUCGACGUCUCCCGCACCAGAGGAUUGAUCGAAGCGGAAAAGGAAUACUAUGAAAAACAGUUUGCCACCUUGAGAUCCUUUGAAGAAGUUGAUGCGAUAACUUCGGCAAAUGAAAUUGAUGAAGCCCAAGAUCUUGAAGAGCAGAGACAAAGUGAAUUCGCCAUGAGGAUAUCAAACUAUGCAAAUAUUGCUCUCUUAGCCUUAAAGGUAUAUGCUACCAUAAGGAGUGGAUCCAUCGCAAUUGCUGCCUCGACGCUUGAUUCCUUGUUGGAUCUGAUGGCAGGCGGCAUUCUCUGGUUCACCCAUCUUUAUAUGAAGAAUAUAAAUAUAUACAAAUUUCCUAUUGGCAAGCUGCGGGUGCAACCUGUGGGAAUUAUUAUAUUUGCUGCUGUUAUGGCCACACUAGGAUUUCAGAUUCUAGUUCAAGCUGUUGAACGUUUAAUAGAAAAUGAAACUCCUGAUAAGAUGACUACGGCACAACUAGCUUGGUUGUAUUCGAUCAUGCUGUCUGCAACUGUUGUAAAGUUGGCUCUCUGGCUCUAUUGCAGAACCUCAGGGAACAAGAUUGUCCGUGCUUACGCUAAGGAUCAUUAUUUCGAUGUUGUGACAAAUGUUUUGGGUUUGGCUGCUGCUGUUCUCGGAGACAAAUUUUACUGGUGGAUUGAUCCAGCUGGGGCUAUUGUACUUGCAAUUUACACAAUUACAAAUUGGUCUGGAACUGUCUGGGAAAAUGCAGUUUCACUAGUUGGUCAAUCAGCUCCUCCAGAAAUGUUGCAGAAGUUGACGUACCUUGUUAUAAGGCAUGAUCCUCAAAUUAAGCGUGUUGACACAGUUCGAGCUUACACAUUCGGAGUUCUCUAUUUUGUGGAGGUCGACAUUGAACUCCCCGAAGAUCUGCCUCUAAAAGAAGCGCAUGCUAUUGGUGAAUCGCUGCAGAUAAAGAUCGAGGAACUCCCGGAGGUCGAGCGAGCGUUCGUCCAUCUCGAUUUUGAGUGCGAGCACAAGCCGGAGCACUCGGUCCUCAGCAAACUUCCCAAUAACCAACCAUGAGCUCUCUAUUGUCAUCAUCUACAAUAGUUUGGUUGGUUUUCUCUUCCUCUGCCUCAUUUAUAAAUAGUUCAACAUCUUCCAUGCGGCGAAUUUAAGUGUGUUAAAGGUGCUUUCGCGACCUUUUUAAAGUAGGUUUAAGGAACUUGAAAGCGCGUGAGCUGUUUAAUUCAUUAUUAUCUUAGCUUUGAGUGCGAGAAGGUUCUGGCGUGGAUCAAAUUGGAAUAUUUUGGACAAAUAGUAGGGUAAAUUAUCAGUGUUGUACAACAUGAGAGAUGUUAGCUAUAGCUUCAGAUGAGUUUUUCAAGUGUAGGUACAUUUGCAUGAUUUUUCACCUUUCGACAAUGCAAUUGUGCUCAAUUAUUAUAUCUACCGUGAGAAUUAUAUCUGAAGUUUUAUUUCUUAUCUUAA